This is a messenger RNA of Ixodes scapularis (black-legged tick), 832 nucleotides long. Its product is annotated as predicted GPI-anchored protein 58. The transcript is spliced from 3 exons. The record is from RefSeq and is a predicted model, not a curated record. NCBI's taxonomy places the organism in Eukaryota, Metazoa, Arthropoda, Arachnida, Ixodida, Ixodidae. The annotation marks the transcript as partial.
AGCCGAUACCGGGCAGCCUCAGACGAUUCCCGGAACGCAGCCGCGCUUGCCACACGGACGGUCUCUAUUGCGACGCAGCCCUGCCCCGCCACUAACAAGAAAGCGAUGGAGACCCCCGCUGUAGCAGGUGCCGAAGAAGUCGUCAAGGCGCUGCCAGUUCCAGAAGAAGUCCUGGAGGUCCCGCGUCCCGCAGAGCCGGCGGUCGAGCCCGAACCUUCCGAUGCCGCCGCUGUCGUCGAAGCGGAGUCCUCGGCACCUGCUCCCGCGCAGCCCGUAGUACCUUCGGAACCAGCCGUUGCCGAUGCUAAGUCGUCGGAACCUGCUCCCGUGGACCCCAAGCCUUCCGAGCCCGCCGUCGCGGAUGCCGCCGUGGCUGCUCCGGCAGAGAAAUCCGAAUCGACCGUUCCGGCGGAGGAACUCUCUUCCGAGCCCACGCCGUCACAGCAGGACGACAAGACAGAGUCCCAGCAAGACCUCCCAGGAGCUUCCCAGCCUUCGGCCGAGGCACCCCUUUCUACUCCUGCCACUGCAGAGGCUGUUUCCUCCGCCGCUGAAUCUCCGAACGUCCCGUCCGACGCUGUGAAGGUCGUCGCUCAGCAGCUCAAGGAUAUGGCCAUCAAAGAGGACCCUCAGCAGAGUGCCUCGGAGGAGGCCUCCGCCGGUCACGACGAGACUGGCACCUCUGCUCCUCCCGGCACUGCGCCCGAACCUGCAGAACCCUCCGAGAAGUCUGCCAAGAAACGUCGUUGCGUGAUCAACUAGCCCACGUUGUAAUUCGACCACAGUAUUUAUACUUUUAUAGUUCGCCAGAAUAAACCGUUUACACUGUGUA